Molecule: messenger RNA, 6939 nt
Organism: Musa acuminata subsp. malaccensis (wild Malaysian banana)
Lineage: Eukaryota; Viridiplantae; Streptophyta; Magnoliopsida; Zingiberales; Musaceae
Source: RefSeq, a predicted model, not a curated record
GCGACGUCCCUCCCCUCUUUCGAGUUCGAUCGCGAAACCCUAAGCCUCGAUCCGAAGAACCCUUUUUUCCUUCUCUCUCUUCCUUUCUCUCCGAAAAUUCCUUCGGGCACUGCCAAAUUCUAACAUCAAUCUUACACCCUAGUGGCGGCUUCUUGCCUUUCUUCCAACUCCAAGCCCUAACCCUAGCACUAGCCCUAAUCCCCCUUAUUCGCUCUUAAUUCCCUCUUCUCGAUACUUGUCUGACCUUUCUGAUUUGUUGUGAACACUGCUCGACGCCAGAUAACGCUGUUUUCCUCCCUCCCACCUCCUACGAGGAAGGCCUUCGUCUGAACUACUGGAUGGGGGUCUCUCAUUCGAUCUAAUUGUUGAGUUUCGGUGGACUGCACGAUUGGAGAUCUUCAAUUGGCCUGCAAAGAACUUCUGUGGAAAUGUCUGAACUACUGUUUGAGCUAUUUCUUUCCUGAUGCGCCAAAAGGCAUGAGAUACAAGUACGCAUAGGCAUAGCCCAAGGUUUUCUCUUUUGCUAAAUGCAGAGAUCACGCCCAUGGGAGGUGUUGUAGAUUGUGGACUUGGUGUAGACACCAAAACUUCACCACGUCAUGCAUCAAUCGAGAAGGCACAGGCUGAACUUCAGAAAGAAUUUGACUUACGUGAAGAGCGUAGAAGGGAAUUGGAAUUUCUUGAGAAAGGGGGGAAUCCAUUGGAUUUUAAAUUUAGUCGUGCAGCUUCAGGCAGUGUACAAUCUACUUCUUAUACAGAUCAACUUGCUGAGCCAUAUGUUACCAGUGAAGCAAAAGGUAGCUUCACAUUGGCUGCUUCACCACAUGGAGAUUCCGUUGAAAGCAGUGGGAGACCUGGAGGUUCUAUUGGUCGUGAACCUAAUAUUGGAGACAAUUUAUUGCUUUUGGAUGGGAAAAACAACAAGCAUGGGGAGAAAAAUGCUAAACAUAAAGGUAAAAGAGGUAGUGUUGUUCUUUCAGAACAAUCUUCUCAAGUUGAUGGUUCUCAUAAUGUGAAAGAAACAGAAGACUCUGUUAUUUUCCGUGUUGGGGCUAAAAGUCAGGCAUAUGCCCGGCGUAAUAGAUCCAGAGUCAGUCGUGAUUGUGCCAAUUUAGGUUUAACUGAUUCCAGUUCUCGUCAUGGCAAUAAAGCAUCCUUUAUGUCUUCCUACAUGCCUUGUCCUAGGGUUACAAAAGGGUCUGUAUCAGGACUGCCAGUAGAAGACCAUGCUGUAUCUUCCAUUUCAAACUCAAAGGCAGCGAGCCCGGAAGGUAUUAUACCAAAGGCUUUAAAUACAGAUGGUCUAGUCGAUAUGCAGCUGAAUUUGGUACAAAAUAAUCACAUCUGUGCUGACAUGAUGAUAGAUGGACUGCCUGAGGGUGGAAAAGUACUCAAGAUUACUGAAAAUGUUCAGGGAAAUGACAUCUGCGAUCGACAUUCAUCUUUUGCUGAGAAAGCUUCUAAUGGUACCUUACCACAAUCCUGUGAUAUUAUUGGAAAGGAUGAUGCUCUUUCAGUUUGUUUAUCAUCCAACCCUCUGGAGUUUAAUGAGAGUAAGAAAGAUCCGUGUGGUGCUGAAGUUAUCAACAAAUGUGGUAUUCCAGAAAAAAGUACACAUUGUUUCGAUCAUGAUGAUGAUUUGAGUCAUAAAACUUUUGUUGCUAACGCUACUACUGAAAACUUAAAUGCAGAUAUCACAGAGGCAAAUACUUGUGUAGAUGGUACUUGUAACAUUCAUGAAAAUACUGACGGUGAUCAGUCUUUGAUGUUGAGGACUGAUGGUAGUUCAAAUGGAGACAUUAAAGACCAGAAAACAAAUAUAGGAAUCUGGUCCAUGCCAGAUGACAGCACAUUGAAAGAAAAUAAGCCUGUUGAUGCUGAUGUCCCCAUUACUGCUAAUGAUAGAUCUAGGUCAGUUCAACCAGACGUCAACAAUUCAGUUGUUCAGAUUAAUAAUGAAGUAUGUGACAGUAGAACUGAGAUGCAGAGUGAAGUCACACCUAUAACCAACGCUGAACUUGUGAAGCUGAAUGAUGAAAUUAUUUGUGAGGCAGAAAAGAAUAUGAAUAACUUUGUAGGUGAUUCAAAUUGUACAAGGAAAGCUGGUAUCGGAGCAAGCUUUCUGGUUUCCUCAACUUGCGAGUCUUCAGAAGCCAUCCUUGUGUCUAAGAGCUCUGCAUCUACUACUGAGCUUGAGACUUCUGCAUUAGAUCACAAAAAGGCACAUGAAGAUGCUACAUUAAAAGAAGCCAGAUUAAUAGAGGCAAGGCUUAGAAGGGCUGCGGAGCUGUCAAUCUCUUAUAAAAGUUCAGAGAAGCGACAAAAAUGUCAUUGGGAUUUUGUGCUUGAGGAAAUGGCAUGGAUGGCAAAUGAUUUCAUGCAGGAGAGGUUGUGGAAGAUUUCAGCUGCUGCCCAAGUUUCUCGAUGGGCUUCUUGUGGUCAAGAAAAGUUUGAACAGGUAAACAUAUGGCGCAAGCAGAAAAAUGUUGCUAGAAGUGUGGCCAAGGCUGUUAUGCAUUUCUGGAAUGAAGCUGAGGUCAUUCAUACUGGUGACAUGGCACCUAAUGCAGUGCAUGACAAGUGUGAAUCAGAUAGGCUUAGGCUAUCAAAUGUCAAUGGGACUGAGGUAGAGAGAAACCAGGGUCGAGUUUCUGUACUGGAUUAUGCAGUUAAAUUCCUGAAACAUAAUAGCAGCACAGCAAGUUAUGCCAUCUUGGCUGAAGCACCAACUGCUCCCAAGAGACAAAAUGAUGCAACCAUUUUAAAAAUACCUUGGGAAGAUCCACUUUCAGAAGAAAGUCUUUUCUACACAAUACCUCCUGGUGCAAUGCAGGCAUACAGAGAAUCUAUGGAGUCUCAGUGGUUGCACUGCAAAAAAUUUGGUAACACUUUGCAUCAGGACGAUUGUGAGACAUCUAACAAUUCUGUGGCAGGUGGAACUCAGGACAAUAUAUAUGAUGAGGAUGAAGGUGAAACAGGCACCUAUCUCCUUCCUGGAACUUUUGAAGGUGGCUUGUCAUCGAAACUUUCUCACAAAAAGCAAAAACACAUGCGACAGAAAUCUACUGUUGCAAGACUCAAUGAAAGUGGUACCCAUUUGUCUCAUGAACCUCGCUUGGAAAUCAAAUCAGGAAAUCAACCUUUUAUAUUGAAUGGUAAAAGAACUUCAAAUACUUUUAGUGUUGGUUCAAUUCCGACAAAACGUGUAAAGAGAGCUACUCGACAACGGGUUGUCAGUCCUUAUCCUUGUGGAGUUAAUGGGCCCCUGCAAGUGACUACUAAAACAGAUGUAUCAAGUGAAGAUACAAGUUCUUUCCAAGAUGACCAGGAUUCAUUGCAUGGUGGAUAUAUGCAAAGGAAAAACUUAGGGGUUGGGUCUACAAUGGACUUUGAGAAGCAAUUGCAAUAUGAUGGUAAUGAAAUAUCCUCAACAUCUAAAAAGAAGAAGAAGAAGCCUAAUAAUUUUGGCUACAAGAAUUCACUAAACCUGACUGAUCCUGAUCUUUUAGUUGUUCCUGGAAAGGCUUCAAUCCAGGGGUGCUCGUACGAGCAAAGGUUGCAUGUUGAUCCUGUGAUUCAGCAUGAACAGAAGGAACAUGUUAAGAAGAGAAUGGAGUCACAAAAUUUUGACUCAAAUGGAGGCACUGUUGUUUACGGUCAACAUGCUGCCAAGAAGCCAAAACUUCUGAAGCAACCGCUGGAGGCUUCGCUUGAGGCACUUACCCCUGUGGCCGGUUCAUUGCCUUCACCGGUUGAUUCCCAGAUGAGUAAUAUGUCCAAUUCAAAUAAGCUCGUCAAACUUAUUGCUAAUCGGGAUCGUGUAAGAAAAAGUAAAGCAUUGAAGAUGGCUGCUGGACAGUCUGGAUCUGGAAGUCUAUGGUCAAAUUUUGAGGACCAGGCACUUGUUGUCCUUGUUCAUGAUAUGGGUCCAAACUGGGAGCUAGUUAGUGAUGCAAUCAACAGCACCCUCCAGUUCAAGUGUAUCUUCCGUAAGCCUAAAGAAUGCAAAGAGCGGCACAAAUUUUUGAUGGACAAAAGUGCCGGAGAUGGGGCUGACAGCACGGAAGAUUCUGGUUCAUCCCAACCUUAUCCAUCCACUCUACCUGGCAUUCCAAAGGGAAGUGCACGACAAUUGUUUCAGCGCCUUCAGGGACCAAUGGAAGAGGAUAUUCUGAAGGCACAUUUUGAGAAGAUUAUCUUGCUUGGACAGAAACUGUCUUCCUAUAGCCGUCAGAAUGAUAAUCAGGAACAGAAGCCAACGACACCAGCUCAUAGUUCUCAUGUGGUUGCUCUUUCACAUGUAUGCCCAAACAACUUGAAUGGAGGAAUAUUAACGCCACUUGAUUUUUGCGAAUCAAUCUCUUCAAGCCCAGAUGCUUUUCCUCUUGGGUAUCAGGGGCCUCAUGCUGGUAGCUUAGGAGUCGGGAACCAUCAAGGUCCUGUGCCUCCGAGUCUUCCUACAUCAGGUGUGAGUACCAUGUUACAGGGAUCUCCUGGGAUGGGCCUAACUAGCAGCUUGCCACCAUCUUCAGCACCAUUGAAUUCCUCUUAUAGGGAUUCCCAGAGGUAUAGUGUUCCAAGACCAUCUAGCUCACCUGUUGAUGAUCCACAAAGAAUGCAACAGUAUAGCCAAAUGCUUUCUGGAAGAAAUCCUCAACAAUCUAGUAUGUCCUUAUCUGGGUCUCUAUCAGUUGGAGUUGAUCGUAGUGUUCGAAUGUUGCCUGGUGCUGGUGGCAUGGGAAUGAUGCCUGGGGUGAAUCGAGGAAUUCCCUUGCCAAGGCCAUCAUUUCAAGGAAUAAGUUCCCCAGGCAUGCUGAACAUGGUUUCCACUGGAAACAUGCUUUCAAGUGGCGGUCAGGGGGUGCAAAACUCUGUCAAUGUUCAUCCAAGUGCUAUAUGUAGCCCAGGAAACUCAAUGAUGCGCCCACGGGAUCCUUUGCAAAUGUUGCGGGCUAUGACCUCACCACACACGACGACCUCCGCUUGCAGCGAUCUCGCUGCACAUCGCCACUACGCAUGGCCUUUGCCUUAAUUGCUUCUCAGCCUGGUCAAAUUGCGGAGGAACAUAGGCAGAUGAUGAUGCCAGAACUUCAGCUGCAAGUCUCACAAGCGAAUGGGCAGUCUAUUUCUCCUUUCAGUGGAAUGAGUGCCUCCUUUUCUAAUGUGACGCUUCCUGCAUCUGUUCCAACAUUUUCAAUUCAACAACACCAACAGUCUCAUCAAAUGGUGCAACAACAACAUAUGCUUGGAAACCCUCACCAUCACAUCCAAAGCACAAGCCACUCCAGUCCACAGCAGCAGGCAUAUGCCAUGCGAGUUGCUAAAGAGAGACAACUGCAACAUAGGAUAACGCCUCAAUCCCAGCAUAUCAAUGGACCAAAUGCAGUGACACCAGUUCAAAAUAAUUCACAGAUGCAACCGCAAUCCCAGUCAUGUUCUCCUGUGACUCCAGUAUCUUCUUCACAAGGUCAACAUAAGCAGCAAAAUUUGUUGAGGAACCCACCAUCUGGAAUUUCAAAUCAGAUUAUGAAGCAAAGACAACGGCAGGUUCAACAACAUCAGCCAAGGCAACAACAGCAGCAAAGACAACAUACACAGCAGCAGGCCAAACUUAUGAAAGAUUUGGGCAGAGGGAACAUGUUAAAUCAUCAUAACAUAUCAGCAGAUGCCUCCCAAAUUAGUGGCUUUUCAACAGCUUCUAAGAACAGAGUUUCUGAUAAACAUCUGAUGCAUCAGGGCCAAGGUGUUUUUCCUGGUAGCCCAUGUCUGAACCCAAGUUGGCAUCAAUCUGGAAGCCAAACAAAUAUCUACACUCAUCCACUGCCACAAUCAACAAAGCAAUCGUCGUCAAUGUCUGAUACCUGCAAUCAAGGCUCAGCUCCGAGUUCUCCCAGCCAUAACAUCUUAGCUUCUCAGCAAGCCUCAAUUCCAUCUUCGAUGCCUUUGCCUAAACAACAUCAGCAACCACAGCAACAUUAUCUGAAUCAGUCUCAUCAAAGCAUUCAAAGAACAGCGCUGCAGCAAAGCCGGCAGAUAAAUCCCAGUGGUAGGAUGCAAUCAUCAACUGAUCAGAGCCAAAUCAAUCAGAUAGUUCCGAGUGCAUCAAUUCCUCAGUGUACUGAUUCAGGCACUUCUGCUUCUGCGGUUUCAUCUUCCACCCUGUGGAAUCCAGAGCCAUUAUAUGAUAAGAAUGCACCAACAACGAUAGCUCAUGUGGCUAGCUCACCACAGGAAAAUUUAGUGGGAAGUGAAGCUUUAGUGCCCUCCUCUGGCCAGGGCCUGGUACCACCACAGCAAUUGUCAGCUGGCGUGUCUGAGCAUGGGCAUAAAAGCGGGGGACAGUGGCAGCAUCAGCAGCAACAGCAGCCUCAUCAUCAGCAGGAGCAGCAACAUUCUCAGCAUCAGAGCCAACAAAUGGUUCAAAGUGAUUUGUAUGCAUGACCUUCAAGCAGGGGACCAGGGUAAUUCAAGAAUAGUACUUGGACCAGCCAUUUCCAAGGCAGUUCCCAACUUCUUUGUAACACUAGUGUACAGAUUUGCAGGUAGUGAAAGAUGAGGAAUACUACCUAUGCUUUUUUUCAUUCUCAUUUGGAGCUCAUUUCAGUGACCUAAAGGCCAGGUACAGAUUGCUUCCUUGCCUUCUCUAAUGUAGGCUUCACCGCACCAGCUUAACAAAAAGCCUCUUGCCUUAAAUCUAGAAUUUGCAUUGUCAUUGUAAAUUCUCUUUGUAGUUAUAGCCAUACUUGGGCUUAUGUAGUAAAUUUUUUGCCCAUCACAUUCUUGAUCAUGUAACGCAGAGAAAGGAUUGUGUUGGUGAACCUGCGUCUGAGUUUGCCAAUGGAAAUUUGUAUAGAUGUGCUUGUUCUUUUCUCGCUGAUAAAUUGUAGUAAUACAAGCUAGUAAAUGGAAAGUGCUCCGUAAAUUUUUUUUUCUCUGACA